GUGGUCGCUCGACUUAUCGGUGAUCUUUCAAACCUCUUAGUCCUGUCAGGACGUUUAAUCGAUCGCAGUGCGGCUAGAUCGAAAAUCGGACAUAGAGAAUUGCUCUUGAGCUAAAAUGAUUUUCAACCGGUUUCUAUUAAGAGCUGUUCUCGACAGCAGAGUUGGGUCCAGGUCUGUAUUCACAAGCUCCAAGCCUGACACUGCCAACCCCAACUGGCUGAGAGUUGGCCUUGCUUUUGGAACAUCUGUUUUCCUAUGGGGCCUGCUCUUCAGACAGCACAGUGCAGAUGUACAGGAGUACAAAGUGAGGAAUGGCCUGGAGUGACCCACCACACUGGGGGUCAUCUGGUUCUUUCUAUGGGAUGCACCUGUUUCUCCAUUUGUUUCUAUUUCCACUGUUCCUGAUUCCUCUGUAUUCUGUGUAAAAUAAAAAUAUAUCAUGUGAAAUA
Lates calcarifer (barramundi perch) is the source of this 449-nucleotide messenger RNA. RefSeq names its product NADH:ubiquinone oxidoreductase subunit C1 (gene ndufc1). The coding region runs from base 116 to 325 and encodes 69 amino acids. NCBI's taxonomy places the organism in Eukaryota, Metazoa, Chordata, Actinopteri, Centropomidae. The record is from RefSeq and is a predicted model, not a curated record. The transcript is spliced from 4 exons. Gene Ontology annotation, cellular component: mitochondrion.